Messenger RNA from Cavia porcellus (domestic guinea pig), 3272 nucleotides. RefSeq names its product nuclear autoantigen Sp-100. The record is from RefSeq and is a predicted model, not a curated record. The transcript is spliced from 28 exons. NCBI's taxonomy places the organism in Eukaryota, Metazoa, Chordata, Mammalia, Rodentia, Caviidae. Gene Ontology annotation, biological process: regulation of transcription by RNA polymerase II. The coding region runs from base 1 to 3135 and encodes 1044 amino acids. Gene Ontology annotation, cellular component: nucleus. Gene Ontology annotation, molecular function: protein binding; DNA binding; DNA-binding transcription factor activity, RNA polymerase II-specific.
AUGGAGGUGGAGGUCGCCCCAUCCCAGUCGCCCUGCGCUUUCAAUCCCCGAUCAGGCCAGUGCGCGCCUCCGUCCUGCCCCAGUGCGAAGCGUGGGAGCCCGGAUGUAGAGGCCUCCCCAUCACCCCUGACCGUGGGAAGCAGCCCACAGCCACGGGACUGGGAACUCCUGCACCUGCAGAGCUGCUCUGGCCAGUGGGCCAUCUCAGCCAGGGGAUCUGGGAACAGGGGGCUCCCCAGCCCCGGUGCGCCCAGCCCGGCUGGCAGACUGCUCUGGUUUGGGUGCGUUUCUUUUAUCCUGACCUGGUGUCGCUUGUCCCAGGGAACGUCCUCCAAGCCCAGACCUCCCCGUCCUCCAAGCCCAGACAGUCCGUCCCUCGGUGUCCCUGCUACCCGGUUCCGGAAAAGGCAGCGGCACUGGGCCGAGGCAGCAGGGAGCUCUCUCGGGACCGAGCGGAGGCCGGGUAAAUACUUUCGCUUCUGUUUUCCCCGCCGGGGCGGAGCCCGGUCUCCUAGUCAGUCCUCUCCGACGACCCACUUCCUGCUCGGGCCCAGGCAGCUACGGUGGACUCAGGCAGGGACGCGGAGAGCUCGGGGGCCACCGUGCCAGGCCCAGGCGGGGCUCGGCGGGAAGAUGGCAAGUGGGGGCCGGGAGCUGAGCGGCAGAUUUGAAGACACAUUUUUCAACUUUUCCAUACUUGCAAGACUUCCUCUUCUGGUCUACUCCACAUUGACGUUCACAGAUGUCCAAGAUACAGAGGACCCUGUGCAGAUUGUAUUUAAAUACUUCAAAACAAAUAAAGUACGGAUUUCAUAUGCAAUACAAAAAUCAUUUCCUUUUCUUGAGGGUCUCCGUGACCGUGAACUUAUCACCAACAAAAUGUAUGACGAUUAUCAAGAGUCCUGUAAACACCUGGUCCCUGUACAAAAAGUGAUGUAUGAUGUUCUCAACGAAUUGGAGAAAAAGUUUGACCUGGCGGUUCUGGACGCAUUAUUCAGUGAGGUCAACAGGGCAGAGUACCCCGACUUAAUACACAUUUACAAAGACUUCCAAAACAUGAUCCAUGACAAACUGUGUCUCCCAGAAGGUGAUGGAGAAGAGAGAGAAGAGAGACCCCACACCCAACUAAGGCUUGAAGAAGGAACUGGAAGAAACUCUGCUUCACGAAGCCUUACGUGGUCACUCCCGGAGCCUUCAGCUGACGGUAAAAACUUAACUGAGAAUGGACUCCCAGGCUGCUCCCAUGAAAGAGAACAGAUAAAUGGACUGCAAGAGGAAGCAACCAGGGAAAGAAACGAUGCACCACGAAGCCACCAAACAGAUGACCAGACUGCCCAGGAGUCUGCACCAGGAGAAUCCUUUGAAGAAGUGCCAGUGGAUAGUGACAUAAGCCUGGAGCCGCCCAGCCCACCGCCCUACGACAACAAAAGAACAGAACAGCACAGCCAGGACAUCCAGAUGAAAUCCUGUUCUGUGCCUCUGGUAGACAUAAAGAAGGAAAAGCCGUUUUACUCGGAAGAUGAGCAGCGAACCCGCACCAGGGCUAAGUACCAGGCAACUGAUGUCAUAGUCAUCAGCAGCGACGACUCCGAGGAACUCAGCGAUGAAGACAACUUCCCCAAAGCCUCUACCUCAGCCCUGAGAAGCCAGUGUGAGAUCAGAAUCCAAGGCCUGUUAGAAUCAAAUGAGGAGAAAGAAACCCAAGAAGCUACACACUCUUAUCAGAUUAAACCAAAGCCCAUGAAUUUCAGAGAUUCGCCUACAUUCAGAAGCCCUCUAAAACGAGAGAGAAGAAGGAUCUAUGUCUCUUCAGAAUCCAGUGAGGAAGAGAUGCUCCCCAAAGUCACGUUCUGCACCCCAGAAAGAAGAAGUGGGCAGAAUACAAUGGAUCGUGUGCCAGAAGGCCAAGAAGCAAGGAUGGAAAGUAGGCAAGCAUCUUCUAGAAGGGAUGCUGCGGAUGUAGGAAACAAUUCUACUUUGGGAAAAGACAUUGGGAAAAAAAGGACAAAGAAAGGAUACACAUGUAAAAUAAAGGCUCUCCAGAAACGUAAGAGGAAACGUAAGGAUUCACUCCGUUUAGCGUCCCAUGGCCCUGAUCUGCCAGGGAGAAAGAGAGGUAGAAACAGACUUUUGUCAAGUGGGAGUAAUGGAUCCCUAAGGAAAAGAGGUUGGUCAAAAGGGAUAAAAAUAGUCACCAGUAAACUUUUGAGAAGAGUCAGAAAAAGAGGUCCUAGAAUUCCUAAAGAAUUAAAUGCAAAUUUUUACACCCCUGAACUUCCUGUGACCUGCGGUGAUGCUAAGGCAACCCUGAUGAGGGAAGUGUUUAAGCAAGGAGUCUGGAAGAAGAGCAUCAGGAGCGAGGAUGGGAAAUGGUACACUCCUAAAGAGUUUGAAGUUGCAGGAGGCCGUGCAUCUUCCAAGAACUGGAAAAUCAGUGUGCGCUGCCAUGGAUGGACCCUCAGAGAACUGAUGGAGAAAGGAAUCUUACCGGAUCCACCAACUAAAUGGAGAAAGAAAAGAACACUAGACUCUGACAUCCAUACCUUCGUGGACCCUUAUCCACAAAACUCAAAUGAAUGUGAAGUGUGUCACCAAGGGGGAAAGCUGUACUGCUGUGACACUUGUUCAAAAUCCUUUCAUGAGAACUGUCACAUCCCGCCUGUGGAAAUCGAGAGAGACCCCUGGAGUUGUAUCUUCUGCAAGACAAAGGCUAUUCGGAAAAGGUGUCGAGAAAGCCCGAAGUGUCAUCAGGAAUCUGAGGUUCUGAUGAAGAGGAUGGACAAUGAGGAAAAGUUGAAAUGUGAGCUGCUCCUCUUGAAGGUCUGCUGCUCUGUAGAAAGAAACCCUUUCACAACACAGUGUCAUAUGCAAGAGACAGCUGGAGACCAACAGAAGUGCUUGCAUUUAGAUGAAAUCAAGACCGAGCUGAAUGAGAAGAAGUACGUCUUAGUAAAGGAGUUUGUGCAGGACAUUCGGUGCAUGUUUCAGAGCUACAAAGCACUUGACGAAAAUUACGUUACUGUGGCACGUAACCUAGAAGCUAAAUUUGAGAAGAAUUUCAAAAACAUUUUUGGCAUCCAGGAAAGAACUCCAAACAAUUAUCUGUCUCCCGGCCUGGGACCCUUCAGCCACUAACUGUGAUAUUCUGAUGAUCCCACCCACAGCCCUGCCUCGUCCUGGCCAGACAAAAUCAUAUUACAUUUCUUUUUCAAGUGUUUUUGUGGCUCUUCCCGUUGAUUUUUUUAAAAAUAAAAAUUCUCAUAUAAAUCAAA